Molecule: messenger RNA, 1815 nt
Organism: Ochotona princeps (American pika)
Lineage: Eukaryota; Metazoa; Chordata; Mammalia; Lagomorpha; Ochotonidae
Product: cholesterol 24-hydroxylase
Exons: 15
Coding region: 94-1596 (500 amino acids)
Biological process (GO): cholesterol catabolic process
Molecular function (GO): iron ion binding; heme binding; cholesterol 24-hydroxylase activity
Source: RefSeq, a predicted model, not a curated record
CUGGGGCCGAGGCGCUCGCGGCGCGGACAGCCGAGGCGGCUGGCGGCGAGCACCGGGCCCGACCCCUGCCCCGGCCGGGGCUGCCCCGGAGCCAUGAGCCCCGGGCUGCUGCUGCUCGGCGGCGCCGUCCUGCUCGCCGUCGGCCUCUGCUGCACCUUCGUGCACCGCGCUCGCAGCCGCUACGAGCACAUCCCGGGGCCGCCGCGGCCCAGUUUCCUUCUAGGACACCUCCCCUACUUCUGGAGAAAGGAUGAGGCUGGUGGUCGCAUCCUCCAAGAUAUGUUUUUGGAUUGGGCUAAGAAGUAUGGGCCUGUUGUGCGGGUCAACGUCUUCCACAAAACCUCAGUCAUCAUUACGAGCCCCGAGUCGGUCAAGAGAUUCCUGAUGUCUACCAAGUACAACAAGGACUCCAAGAUGUACCGUGCCAUCCAGACUGUGUUUGGAGAGAGACUCUUUGGCCAGGGCUUGGUGUCGGAGUGCAACUACGAGCGCUGGCACAAGCAGCGGCGAGUCAUUGAGCUGGCCUUCAGCCGCAGCUCCCUGCUCAGCCUGAUGGAGACGUUCAACGAGAAGGCCGAGCAGCUGGUGCAGAUCCUGGAGGCCAAGGCCGACGGACAGACCCCCGUGUCCAUGCAGGACAUGCUGACCUGUGCCACCAUUGACAUCCUGGCCAAGGCAGCUUUCGGGAUGGAGACCAGCAUGCUGCUGGGUGCCCAGAAGCCGCUCUCGCAGGCGGUGAGAGUGAUGCUGGAGGGGAUCAGUGCGUCCCGCAACACGCUGGCCAAGUUUCUGCCAGGAAAGAGGAAGCAGCUGCGUGAGAUCCGUGAGAGCAUCCGCUUGCUGCGCCAGGUGGGCAAGGAGUGGGUGCAGCGCCGCCAGGAAGCCCUGCAGAGAGGGGAGAAGGUUCCUGCUGACAUCCUCACGCAGAUCCUCAAGGCCGAGGAGGGGGCCCAGGAUGACCAGGUGCUGCUGGACAACUUCGUCACCUUCUUCAUUGCUGGCCACGAGACCUCUGCCAACCACCUGGCGUUCACAGUGCUGGAGCUGUCUCGCCAGCCAGAGAUCGUGGCCAGGCUGCAGGCCGAGGUGGAUGAGGUCAUUGGCUCUAAGAAGCACCUGGACUGCGAGGACCUGGGGAGACUGCAGUACCUGUCCCAGGUUCUCAAGGAGUCGCUGCGGCUGUACCCACCUGCGUGGGGCACCUUCCGCCUGCUGGAGGAGGAGACACUGAUCGAUGGUGUUAGAGUCCCUGGCAACACCCCACUCCUGUUCAGCACCUAUGUCAUGGGGCGGAUGGACACGUACUUUGAGGAUCCGCUGACCUUCAACCCUGAUCGCUUCAGCCCUGGCGCACCCAAGCCACGCUUCACCUACUUCCCCUUCUCCCUGGGCCACCGCUCCUGCAUCGGGCAGCAGUUUGCUCAGAUGGAGGUGAAGGUGGUGAUGGCCAAGCUGUUGCAGAGACUCGAGUUCCGGUUGGUGCCCGGGCAGCGCUUCGGGCUGCAGGAGCAGGCCACGCUCAAGCCGCUGGACCCCGUACUCUGCACCCUGAGGCCCCGGCACUGGCAGCCCACGCCCCCACCCCCGCCCUGCUGAGGGCCUGCGGGCUGGAGCGGCCUCCUCUGCUGCCCGCCGCCCGCCACGCUGGCGUCCCUGCCAGCCUCUGCCAGCUGCCUGCUUCCAGUCCCCAGUGCUCCCUGCCGCUUGCUGAACCCUUGGUCCUCCCUGGACCGGCUGCCUGUCCUGCCUGUCGUCGUCUGUCCUGCCUCCCGCCCCUGCAUAGACCUUGCCGCUGAAGCUCUUCCCUUCAGGAAG